Drosophila pseudoobscura is the source of this 2135-nucleotide messenger RNA. RefSeq names its product cuticle protein 8. The transcript is spliced from 3 exons. The record is from RefSeq and is a predicted model, not a curated record. Gene Ontology annotation, cellular component: extracellular matrix. NCBI's taxonomy places the organism in Eukaryota, Metazoa, Arthropoda, Insecta, Diptera, Drosophilidae. The coding region runs from base 178 to 579 and encodes 133 amino acids.
AGUUCAGCUUACGAAUUCGUGCUAUUCACGGUCCUUCACUCUCGAGCAGACAAACUCCUUACAGUCAGCCUCAGUGCCCAACAGUCCACAAGGAACCAUCGCCAAGUCCUUCGUCCUCGAUAGCUACGUGUUCGCGUCGUGUGUCCAUUUUUUUGUCUUUUUGUGCUCUUAUCCAACAUGAAGUACUUCAUUGCCAUCGCUCUGCUGUUCGCCGCCGCCCAGGCCAUCCCCAUUGAGCUGGGCCACUAUGGACCCGCGCUGGUGCAUCAUGCGCCCGUACUGGCCCAUGCCGUCCAUGCCGAGCCUGUGGCCUAUCCCAAAUACUCCUUCAACUAUGGCAUCAAGGAUCCCCACACUGGCGACAUCAAGUCGCAGGCCGAGGAGCGUGAUGGUGAUGUUGUGAAGGGCCAGUACUCUCUGGUUGAGCCCGAUGGCUCUGUGCGCACCGUCGACUACACCGCCGACGACCACAAUGGCUUCAACGCCGUCGUCCACAAGACCGCCCCCAAGAUCAUCCACCAUGCACCAGUUGUGCACGCCCCCAUCCUGGCGCACGCCCCCCUGCUGCACCACUACUAAGCGGUAGCUGGACCAGUCGCACAGGUGCUCUAUCUCUCAUCCAUCCGCAAGAACAGCAACCACAGCAGAAUCAUAGGAACCACAAGAAAAGAAAAGAAAAACCACAAAAAAAAUCAAAUCACACAAAAAUGUAAAAAGUAAGUGUAGCUAAGAGUUUAGUAGAACACGGGACCGCCUUCGAGGGCGUCCCGGCACCCGGCUGAUCCUGGCAUGGCAUGGACGAAGGAAAAACGAUAAGAAAAACGAUACCCAGAAGAGGAAAAACCGAGAAGAAAUUUCAUAACGACUUGGCAUUCGGAAUGACUUGAUCACAGAUCACAGAAGAGGUAUAUUGAAUGAUGGAUAACAAUGUUUUUUUUUUGGCGAAGAACGGCAGCUCUACUCACAAACGGAGGACCAGUUUUCUUAUAUGAUAUGUACUAUAUAAUAUAUGAUUAACGUUAACCAGAACCGAUUUCCCCCCAGCAGACUAUUGCACAGAGCUAUUGCCCAGAGCUGAGAGUUGGACGAAAAAACCAAGAGCAAAGGCCUCUACUCUGUCCCGCCCCUGAUCUGUACAUAGAACCCUAUUUAUAGCAUAUACUCGGUUCUAUCUAUUUUUCAAAGCUCUACCUUUUGUAAUAUAUUUAUGUGCUGUGCGCUCUCCUUUCCCCCUUUCUCUUUCUCUCUACCGCUCUACCAUUCUCUCUCUCUCUCUCUCUGUCUCUGUUUCUUAUUCUUUUUAUUUUCCGUGUGCUCUCCAAGCCUUUGUGGUGUCCGUCAAACUGUGACCCCCUUUAUCCCCAAACUGCCACGCCCCGCUUACCAUAUGCCCUGGGGCGUGCUAGCUCUCACUUCUUCAGAGAACCUUGUGCCAUUGCGGGAUGGGGGAACGGUUUGACAGGAACUGAUACUCACCCUCAGUUCAGUCGGGAUACAUUUGUGUGAAUACGACAGGUUGAUGGAUUGAUGGAGAGCCCCCCGAUGGAACCCAAUGUAAACCGAUGGGCCGGUAAUUGUGCAUUAGUAGUAGUAGUACUGCCCCCCAACCCCUCAGAAUUCUAUCUCCUAAAUAAUUGUUAUCCAAACGAACUCAUUCUGUCUCUAUAUCUUCUUAAUCUCACUCUCACUGACUCACUCACUCUCACUGACGCCGCCUCACCAUAUCUCACUCCUUCACUCUCUCUGUCUCCCACUGUCUCAUGUCUCUCUGUCUGUCUCACUCACUCUCAGUCUGACACUUUUGUAUCUAGUUUCAUUUUUUGCAUUUAGUAUUUUUUUCACAUCUAUUGUGUAUUUAUAAACAAUUAUGGAGCUUAAUUUUAAACAAGAAAAACCACAACGAAAAACAUAGGAAAAAUCCACACAAAAAAAGAAACGAUCUUUGUACUCAAUCUGUAGGCCUACGCGAAGGCAGCGGCAAAAACGAUCGAUGAAAACAGAAGGAAAAAACGCGAAAAAAACCAACCAACUCUCACAUGUCUCUCACGUCUCAAAGGUUCAUUUGGGCCUUACACUUAUGUACUAUAUAUUCCCACAUAAGCAUUUGUGUGCAACAACAGCAACAGCAACAGCGA